AGAUUUACAGGAGGAAGUUCGAAUAUCAAGAAGAAAGGUUGAAAGACAAAGACAGUCUGAAUCCAAUUGGCAAACACUUUUAGUUAAUCCUUCUCGCUUUUCACAGGUGAAUAUAUAACAUAACUGAAGAAACAAUACAGUCGAACAACCUCCUUAAUACUGACCGCUAAGGGACAGAGCAAAGUAUUUGAAAGUGUACUUUUGAUAGGUUCGACUGUAUGCGGUAGCGAUAGUAACCACGGUGAACUUCAGAAGGAAAAGCUGCGUCAUCGGAAGGAAAAACCGUAUCGUAAUUAUGUAGUCAUAGAGGAGACAUGCAUGCAUGGGCGGAUAUACCGGUCGGGUGCAGGGGUGCGCAGCCCCCCCCCCCCCAGUGGUGUCUAGCACCCAUUUGAAGAAAACUCUGGUAUUCCAUAUUUGAGUUGUGAAUACUACUUAUUAUAUUGAAACGAUCGAUUUUCGAUUACGCGGGAAAAUAUUCAAACACCACUACGGCGGGUCACCAUAUAACGUAGCACUUUUCUCAAUUUUUGCCCGAAGUAUACUGUGAGGAUAAAUUUAACGAAAAAACGUAGUGCUCAGAAUGCAGGAAAUGGCCGCAUUUCCGCCCCUCUGGAAAACCUCCACUCUCUCUAACAGAUCCGACCCUGGAAAACUAUGUACAAUAUCAGAGUUAUUUAUUACCUCCGCCAGGAGAUAAUAACUCUCAAAAACUAUCGGAAAUUUUUGAGACUAAUGCCCAAGGACAAAUUGAUCCAAUUUUGGUUAAAUGUGAUUGAAAAAUGGAUGAGAAAUUAGCAAAAGCUUGUCUUGCUUUGCUGUCAGGGCAACUGAAUUCCCAUCGUAUAAUAUAUGCAUGAAUGCAUAACUUAAUACGCUGGUGGAUGUAUGCAGUCUCCGAAUGCUCUCUUGUUAUUUUAUCUUUGUAGAGAACCAACCGUAGAGGUACUCGCCGUGUAUCCGUUCAUCCGCAGCACCUGCAACGUCUUUCCGCGGUCACAUCAUCGUCUUCAAACACAGUUGCAGUGAAAUCAUCAACUUCACCUGUAGAACAGAAAACACGACUUACUAGUGUCUCAAGUACUGACCCUGCUGAAACAUUGGAAAAUACAACAGCUGCUGAGAGUGAGAAAAUCAUUCCUGAAAAUGAAAACAUAAAAACUACAGGACUUACAGGUUAGUACACUUCGUUGAUUUUGUUGUUAGGUUCAGGGAUUAAUACAAGCAUUUUAGUCUACUACCGUUUUUUCGAAAGAAGAUUGAGUUUUAGAAGGGGAACACUACCCCACUUCCACUAAAACCCCUCAACCUCUGCAUGGGAAAUUCUUAAUUUUGUCUCUAUGAAAUAUCAUGAUUCAGAAAGCAAAAAUAUAACCGUUUUAAAACAGUUUUUAAUGAUGUGUUGAAGAAUAUACAACGAUCUAGUACUUCCUUCCUUUUACAGUUAAUUAUUCACAUUUGCCACAUUUACUUCAAAGCACCGGCAAUAUACUUAGGAGAAAGAUUGAGUUUCAAGAUUCAAUUGAAGAUUAAGUUUUUACUACACUACAAUAUUUUCAGAAAGUAAAUUAAUUAAUAACGUACACAACAAAAUGAUCAGCAAAAUGAGAAUACAUGAAUACAUAUAAAUAAACUUUAUACAAUUAUAAUUAUUUACAAAGCAUCGUAUUCUCUGAUGUUUUACCAAUUAAUCCCACUGUAGCCUGCUCGCAGCCCCCACCCGAAUUUUUUUUUGGCCUGCGAGCAGGCAAAGCCCACUGUUGCAUCUUACGCUACGCAUGUCUUGAUAACCCUUCGUCUUCUUUCCCCAUCCGUUCUUCUGCGCUACACUUAACUCUUCAUUUCGUAUAUCCUCGUUCGUUAGUGGGGUUGUCACUAUAUCCUACAGAGCAGUUCAAAAGGAUAGCUAGGAAACUCUGAAUUAUAUUUUGGGCUUUCUACUCAGUACUGUAACAUGGCAGUGUUAUACCAUGUUAUUUAAUAUAUUCAAUACUAUAUUCAAUACUAUAUAUUCAGUAUACUGUUAUAAUUAUAAGAGGAAGACCUUAGGCAACCUUCCUCGCAUGAAUAAACAAAUAUUUAGAGAGAUUAAAGAACCACGGGAAACGCCUAGUACCACAAACCACGCAAUCAGGACAUAGUUUUGUGGUUGAUAAACACUGCUAGAACUUGCUUUGACAAACAUAUUGCGUAGAGGAAAUUAGUCAUAGUUACAGAUUUCUUCCUCUAAAAUUUAUUAUAAAAGCUGAGCACAACCUGAGAGUCGGGAGCGGAAAGUGAAGUGAGAAGAGCCAUUUAGGCUAAAAUACUUCAUAAGCCAACAAAGGCUGAAGUAUAUAAUUAAAAGGCUAGAUAAUUAAGCCUCGUCAAGUAAACUGAAGAACAUUGGAAUAUUGUGGAAUAAUUAUUAAAGAAGACGGAAUACAAAGUAUAAAGAAUAAAGAUUCAAAGUUGUGCUCAGCUCAAACAAAUAGAGAGAUAAGUUGAUAUAUUAAGAUUACUAUAUUAUUAUAAUAUUAUAGAGACGCUAAUUCAUAUUGUUGAAAGUAAAUAAAAUAUAUAAAAGGUAUAAGGUUUCAUGCUAUUUGUGUUACGGUAGCGUUAAUAUAAUUUGAACCCGAAGCCUAAAGGUUGAAAAUACACCUAAUUGGAAAAUAUAUUUGACGCAUAAAUAACGCACCAUAACAGUACGUAAAAUCUUCAUGUUUGAAUUCCAAAUCUAUUGAAUGAAGUGGAAAGAGAAAUUUGUAUAACAUAAAUAGAAAAUUUGAUUUCAUAUUCAUGUUAAAGAUAACUCUAAAAGCCCAUCAAAGUGAUUAUAUUCGUUCAGAAAUGAUCAACGUUAUUGGAAGUAAAAUUAACUUAUAUAUUGUUGAUGUUGAAUAGAUUUGCACAUGGUAGUUCUUAUUGGACUCCCUUCCCUUACUAAAGACGCAUCAUGUAACCCGAAAAUGCGCAUGCAUGUUAUGCUGUCUCUCCAAACACCAAUUAGAUGUCGUUAUUUCAUGAAGUUACAAUUAUACUAUGUUUCUCAUAAUUCUCAACACAUUCCUGAAUGUUUUGUCGUGACAACCACACAACGUGACAACAUGACAUAUUUCCGGUCAGAUGAUGUGGUUUGGGUAAUAUUAUCGCUAAAUGAGUUGUAUCAUGUGUACCAUAUCUUCUUGUUAUCAGCUCCUUUAUCUGUAGAUGUACCAGAAGAAAAGAACGCGAAUGCCAAAGAAAAACGUGUGGUGAAAAUGAAACCAUUUACAAUGAAGAAUUCUCCUGAAAAAAGUCAACCAAAACAACGAAGUAGUAUAUUAUCAGUAAGUCUCAAAAUUUGUUAAAAUAUUCAGUAAUAUAAUAUAAAAAAAUUAAAAUGUCGAUUUGCCUUACAGCAGGAAGAAUUGAGCCGCCUGAUAUCUUCAGAAGGAAGUGAGAGGAAAACUGAAUCUCGUGUGCGGGCUUGGGUUAGACAAACAGGUACAUAUCUGACGUUUUCACAUAUCGUUGCAACAUUUAUGGUACCGGUACGAUUAACUGAACAGAUUUAUUACUUUUAUAUCAAUUCUGUUUUUUUUUCUUUUUACAGACCAGCGGAGUGCCAAAACGUAAGUUUGUUUUACACCACCACCACAAUAUUUGCAUGUAUAAUAGAAUGGGUUCGAGUUCUAUUUUGGUCAGUUUUUCAAAGACCAUCAAGAUUCCACGAGUCCUGAUGACGAGACCAUUCUGAGGCAAAGUUCGCAUGUUCGUUUUUUUUUCAUAUUACGUAUACCAGUGACAAUUCAUGCUAUUACUUAGUAGCAAUAAAAUUCGUAUAGUUCUUAUGAUAUUUGUAAACCUUCUCGCGUUUGAAAAAAAUGUUUUUACCUUGUUUUUAGGACAUUUCUAACCGCUGCUCUUAGUACAUUUGGUGCGAUACGGUUGAGUAAUAAUGUAGCAGAGAUACCUUCAGAAUCGAGAAGAAAAUUUAGUGAAGUAACAGAAGAAAGAAAUGUCGUGUUACACGAUAAAUUGGAGAGACAAAAUAAGUAAGAUUUGGACUAUAUUCAAAUCGAUUGUCAUAUAAAUUAGACUAAAUUUGUGGACAGCAUUGCCCAUUAAUAUGAUAAUUUUACCUUUGCCAGAAGGAUAUUUUCUACCUUGCACGUUUGUGUCACAGGAUAGCCAAAAAUGUGUCGACGUUUUAAUACGAACGUUUGUGAACGAACAAAUGCUGAUUGAAUAACAAAGUUUAUUGGUGGGCCAGGUGGGAAUGCAACUAUACCUGAUGAAAAUUAAAUUAGAAUUUGAAAAUCUUUUUCUUACUUUCCGGUGCUGUGUAAAGGAACUGAAUAAAUCAUCUAUGUAUGAUUUAUGCAUGAUACUUGACUUUCCCUGGCGGAGGUAUCCAAUCUCUGAUUGUCGUGUAGUUUAUUACUGGAUUUAUGACUUUGCUACAACUUUUUUACUUUUUGGUAUCUUAUUUGAAAUUUUUAUCAUCACUGCAUGGUUCUGUAUUAAAGCGAAUAAUUAUCAUUUUUCCUGGGGUUUCUUUUCUUACUUAAAUUGAUAUAAAAUUUGCUUUAUUUAUGCGAGUAAAGAAGAAGAUGGCAUAUUCUUCAGCGUAAAUUUGUCAGACUUGGAAGUUCAAAUCACAUACGAGACGCUCUGGAUAAAAUCCGGCACGAUAGCUAUUCAGAUGAACCAGUUGAAACUGGCGAAGAAAUGAGACAACGGGUGAGCGAGGAAUGUGCAUGGUGAGUAAAUCAAGGAGUUAUAAUAUCAAAAAUAAUAACAAAAAAGCUGUGGGUAUAUGCGAGUACCACUCGUGAGGAAAGUUUACCAAAUGUGACGUCAGUAAAAUUUAAUGUGGAACACUAGCUCUACUCAACACUCGAACCCUGUUUGAGGUAACUUCAUUAAUGCUCCUGGUUAAAUUUCCUGGUUAAUUUAACCACAAUGCUGGUUAACUUGAUCGUAAUUCUGGCUAAUUUAACCAGUAACCACGAUUCCUGCGAUUUUUAACCAGAGUGUUUUUAUUAUAUAGUGCGGGUAUUCGCAGUUACGACUUAGAGUUUUAGUAUUAGUUUUUUCUUAAUUACCUGUAUUCUAAAAGCUCAUUCAAACUCGCACUCACACUCAAAGAGUGGAGGUUCAAUCUGAGCUUCUCUUGAGUUUCAAUGCUGUUUUUGAAUACCUGAAGGUUAGUGGCGAAACUUACUCUGUAACUAUACUUAUCCUCCAGAUAUUCAAAACCAGAUUGAAACCUCCACUCUUUGAGUGUGAGUGAGCUUUCAGAAUACAGGCGAAUAAGUCAUAUGGAGAAGAAAAAUAGUGAUGUAUUUUGCUCCUUUUCCUGACAUGUUUCAUACAUGUUAAAACACUCGUGUUUGUAACAAAUGCGUUUCAACCACUAGUUUAGUUUUGAUAAUUUAUUCAUUAAUUAUAUAAUGUUAAGAACUGUAGGCAUAUUACGUACCUUUGAAAUUUGACUAGCUCCAAACCUCAUUAACGAGUUUUACAAAAUAUCAAAACACGUUUUGCAUCAGUGGUAAUAAGUCUUAAAAGUUUUCAUAUUAAUGCACAAUUGUGAAAAGUUAAGAGGGGUUUCUUUGUAUGUUACACCCUCUCCUUGGUUCGAUAUUUUCUUGCAAUUAUAUUUUAUCCGUAAUCAGUAGCUGGAUAACAGGGAUAUUUUCAAGCACUUUAGUCUGCUACUGUUUUUCAGAAGAAUAUCGAGUUUAUUUUGAGGGGGCUGACGUUAAAAGAUUUUGUGUUCAGGGGCGCAAAUUCCAAAAUAUUUUGGAGGGGUGUUACACGUGGCGCCACCAUGGUUGGCGCCGAGCGGGAAAAUUUUUAAACUUUGAAAUCUCUAGAUCGUCGGAAAUGGCAUUUUCAAAAGUCUAAUUUGGCCAUCAGCUAGCUGUAGAGCACAGAAAGGAAGUUGAUUCAGGCAGUGUAUAAUGGCAAUUAGCAGUUCUAUAACCUUACGUACUUAUUAUUUUUUGGACACUUUCCAAAAAAUAAAUCUCACGGAAACAAACAUUUUGCGUAAUGUGUGCACCGGACGAUCGGGACCGACAUGCAAUUGGUUCAUUACCGAACUAUUUCUCAAAAUAGAUAACGUGCGGCCCUGUUUGUGGUACACAUUUCUAGUGUGCAUGGGCAUGAGUAUUCUUCUACGAGAUUUUGUGUCUCAGAAAUGAAACAGUUUUCGACAGCUUUUUGAACAAAAUUAUAUAGAAAUUUAACAGGUUUUUAAUGGAACAUUUACAUUAAAAAAAAUCAAAUUGUGAAAAAAAAUCAUUGUGGAGGAAGAUUGAGUUUCAAAACUCAAUUGAAGAUUGAGUAUUUACUACCGUAUACCGGUAGUAGAAAAGUGCUUGAAAAUAUCCCUGUCCCAGGAUAGAUAAUCCCCAUUAUAAGUUGACGUAUAAUAUAUAUUGCAGUAUUGAACAUGUGUUUGAUGAUUUCUUGAUAGGUACAAAGAUUUGAUAAAUAAUUUUCCAGAUGAUAUAAAAAAUGAUCGAUAUAUUAGUAUUGUACUGAACAAGAUAGCUCAAUAUGGCUCGGUAUGUAUUUAUUAGUACAAUUUACUUAUUUCUUCGCCACCCAUUUAAGAUACUAGUAGAAAGUAGAAUGUCGCGUAUGUGCAUGCGAAAAUAUUUUUUUUUCAAAAUAUUUUUGGUGUGCUCUCAAAAGUUACUUUUUUAGCUUUAUUUUCUGUACUGUAUACAGUUUGCUUACCAUUUUUAAAUGCAUCUGCUGGUUGAGAAACAUAGAAUUAUAAUUAGUAGUUAGGAAUUUUAAAUUAAAAUAUAUACAAUUAUCAGUAAGCUCUAAAAUUAAUUGAUUCCAUGUUUACAGCCAUCUAAAGUUUCUUCAUUUUCGCAUUAAUUUACGAUUAACAAGGACUAACCAUAUUUUUAAUUUAUUUGCGGGUUGAGAGCUAAAAAAUUGGUUAUGUAGUCAUAACCAAGUGGCCCAGUUGCAUCCAUGGUACCAAAUUACACUCGUAGCGGAUUACGUUCAGGUGUGUGUUUUGGUUACACCAUGCAUGACAAUCCGGUAUACCUGCCACUGCCUAAAAAUCACUCCGCUCUGGAAGUGAUAUGAAAAUGAUACGUUCCAAGCACCCUGUAACUGGUCGAAUCCAGUGGCGUAGCGCUCAUUGGUUAGGGGCCCCCGACAGUUAGGGGCCCCAUCAGCCACGGUCUAUCGCCCAGAAAAUUAGAAAACGUAAAAAAUGCAGGUGAAGAAUCAAUGGGAAAAUGCGAAAUUAAUAAUGCUAAAUAAUCAAGCCUCCAUCGACGACGGUAGCUGAUUUUGUUUAUUCCAACUCAAAUUAAACAAAAGUUGUUCUUAAAAGUUGUUACAUAUGUUGGAGACUGUUAUUGUUAUUGUUAUAGACACGGAAUUUUCCAGAACAUUCUAUAAAUAUUCAAUAUAAAUAUAAUAUCUCAGUCAAACAAUGACAACAGGGGCCCCCACACCGAAUAUGCCUCCCCCUCUUCCUCCGUUACGCCACUGGUCGAAUCCGAUACAUUCCGAUCAGCUCGCACUACAUGCAGAACCAUCCUGAAAUUUCAAAUUUAUAUAUCUCAUAUUUUGGUUUCAAACCAAUUUUAUUUUUGCCCUGCAAGAAGAGAUUAUGUACUUAGACUUAUUUUGACUUCCAAAAAAAUUAAGUUAAUCUGUUAUUUUUGCCUUUCUUCGAGAAAAGAAGUGUUAACAAUAAAAUAGUCGAUCAAAACUCGUCGUUGCCUUGAAGCCCACGCGAAACCACCCAACUUAUCAGCACUCGCCCUGGUCACGUUCAUGUUGGUAACAUUUCUAUAAUAUUCUGACCGUGAAGAUAUUCAGGUAGUUGCAUCAUGAGGCCAGCAGAUCUUCCCUACCUGCACUGGCAGCCAACAUUCAAACGUGUCAUUUUAAUAAUAUUUUACUAAAAUACCAUUUUUGUUGUUUUAACUACCACAGUUGGAAGGAAGAAAAGUAAGUGUUCCACAUUUCCUAAAGAUUAUGGCGACAUUACGACCUUGGGAAAUUUGUUAUCCAGAAAUUGCUGCCGCUAUAGAGGUCAGUUAAUAAUAAUAGUAUCUAAUACUUGUAUUGCGCAUUUUAACAUUUAAAUAUGAUUGAGAUAUAACUAAGAUCAUAGCAAAUAUUUUUAAAAUAUACAGUAGUAUGGUUUUCGGAAAAAAGUUUGAAAACCGUAUUGUGUGUAUUUUUUCUUCUAUGAAUCGAAUACGUUGUUAUUUGUCCAUGCAUUCUUGUUUCUUAUAUUCAUAUUAAGUUUGACUUGUACAACUUUAAAAGUUUUCCCUAUAAUUCGAGCGAGUAAAGUUGAGAGCUGAGGGAGGAGACUAACAGAACUUGACGUGCUUUGAACGUGGCUUUGCAGAAAUAUACAAUUACUUUAUGGUUUCCGUGUUUGGAUGGCCUGAUCCAAACACGCGGGAAUGUUGCGAGAGUUAAGAAAAGCGCGCGAAAUCACGAGCCGAAACUCGAGCAACAUUCCCAAGUGUUUGGAUCAGGCCAUCCAAACACGGAAACCAUAAAGUAAUUGUUUUAUAAAAUAACAACUUUCCAUGUUAAAUUUCACUUUAAAAAACUUUCACUUUAAAUUUCCGUGUUUGGAUGGCCUAAUCCAAACACGGGUUUCGACCAAUCAGAGCACGCGUUAUAUACGUGUUAUUUUAUAAUCGUAUUUCUUAUAUGUCUUUUGUUUUUUUUAUAUAGUUUGUACGUGAAAAUAUAGUUGGAUUUUCAACAGUGGAAUAUGAUGAUUGGUUCUCAUCUUGGAAUCCAAUAAAACAACGCUCUUCAUCAGCUCCUGUCCCUUCAUAGGCUGUAAUACGACCGAUACUUCAUAGGCUGUAAUACGACCGAUACUUCAUAGGCUGUAAUACGACCGAUACUAUAGGGAGCUUAAUUUAAGCAAGCGACGUUUUUGUGAACACGGACGUCAGAUUAAUUGCCAACGGAAGACUGGAUUAAAAACUUUGUUUGUGUCAGUUUGUGUUAAUCUUCGACACCUAUAUGACAAAACAUAAGAUUUUUAAAGUUUUUUUCUUCCUCACACGAGCUUUAUGACGCAAAAUGGCGCCAAACGUAGUUAUACCAAUUUUCGGGUGACGUCUGUGUUGGCAAAAACGUCGCUUGAAAUCAAGUUUAUUUUGCGUGUCAACAAACAGUAAUUCAACUGACUAACAAGUAGUCCGUACGUGGCCGCGUGGGUCGCUAGUUCUCGCCAUCUUGGGAGAGAUUCACCAGGGAUUGAAAUGUGUGCAUAAUAAAAACUACGGGAUAGAGCCUGUUCGCAGGCUAGGAUAAUGAAGAUGAAAUAACCAUUCUAUUCUAACAAUAUAACUAUUUAAAUAAAUACAAUAUCUUGUGUGG
Messenger RNA from Paramuricea clavata, 9372 nucleotides. The record is from the annotation of a GenBank genome assembly. Lineage: Eukaryota; Metazoa; Cnidaria; Anthozoa; Malacalcyonacea; Plexauridae.